Lineus longissimus is the source of this 2013-nucleotide messenger RNA. Its product is annotated as allene oxide synthase-lipoxygenase protein-like. Gene Ontology annotation, biological process: lipid oxidation. NCBI's taxonomy places the organism in Eukaryota, Metazoa, Nemertea, Pilidiophora, Heteronemertea, Lineidae. The transcript has 3 exons. The record is from RefSeq and is a predicted model, not a curated record. The coding region runs from base 12 to 1583 and encodes 523 amino acids. Gene Ontology annotation, molecular function: metal ion binding; oxidoreductase activity, acting on single donors with incorporation of molecular oxygen, incorporation of two atoms of oxygen.
UAUUGCAUUCAAUGGUCCACGGAGGAGUAGUCUGCAAAGGGCCUUCUGACGUGCCAGAGAUAUUGAAGCAGGAUGAAGCGACACUCCUUGAAGGGCUGAGCUCACGCACUGCCAAGCUGCUGGCCAGUAAACCUUUCAGUCGCUUCCGAAGCUUCGAGUCCCUGGGGGACUAUCUGACCUUUGCCCAGGAUUGCAACCCUGCGAUGGCUGAUGCAUACAAGAACCAGUUUGAUAAAUUUUUCAUGGAUGCAGACUUUGGUCGCCAGCUCUUGGUGGGAGCUGACCCAACGAUCAUUGAGAGGAUCACCGAAUGUCUCCCGGACAACUUCCCUGUCACUGAUGAGUUGGUGGCCAAGUCACUUCUAAGGGGAUUGUCCAUAGAGGAAGAAAUACUGAGAGGAAACCUAUACCUUGUGAACUACCCUAACUUCACUGGCAUUCCUCGAUACUGCAAGAAAGGUACCAAGCGCUACCUGGCCUCGCCCAUGGCACUCCUCUAUCUUAAUGAAGAAGAUGACUUAGUGCCCAUCGCAAUCAAACUCAGCCAAGAAAAAUGCGACAGCAUACCGAUAUUCACACCACAGGACAGCACAGAGGACUGGCUAUUCGCGAAGAUGUGGGUGAAGAAUGCUGCAACACAGCACCAGCAGAUCUACACCAUGCUCACCAAGACGGUCUUUACGCUAGAGGCAAUCGCUGUUGCCGUGGAACGCAACUUGUACGCCCUUCACCCGCUGUACAAAUUACUCAAGCCAAGUCUGAAAGAUGCCGUCUCGAUCAGCGUUACUGAACGUGACAACCUGUUUGGUGAAGACGGUUUGGCAGAUCGUACGAUGUCUCUUGGAUCAGCAGGUGCCGCAGCGUACAUGAAGAAGUGCUUCAAGACCUUCAAUAUGUGGAGCCUGGUUCCAGGUUUCGACCUCAGGGAAAGAAAGAUGUUGGAGAAAUUCCCGAACUACCACUGGCGUCAUGACUCAUUGGCGACCUUCGGGCUCAUCCACAAAUGGGUAACCUCGUUCUUGGGGCGGUUCUAUGCGACGGACGGAGCAGUCCGAGCUGACGUAGAGCUCCAGAACAUGGUGAAAGACUUGCAUGUGAAUGGGCUGCCAGUGUGGAACAGGGGUGAAGGGCAUGGGGUCCCUGCCACGUUCAACGUAUUUGGACAACUUGCACAGUUUGCAACAAUGGUCAUCUACAACUGUUCUUUUGGCUAUGCUGCCUUGAACUACCCGAGAGCCGAAUUUGACGUGUUCAUUCCGAACAGUCCUUCCGCGAUGAUGGUUCAUCCACCCAUCGCCAAGGGGAGAGUGACGAUGGAGACUAUCAUCAAGGCUCUUCCGAAAAACAGUGUGGCAGUUGAUAGGGUGUCAUAUGUGUUGUCCCACACGCAGAAGAACAUCAAACAGCCCAGAAUGAAGGAUUAUGAGAACCCAUUCUUCACUGGAAAAAGCAACAAGGACGCGAUCGAAAACUUCCAGCGCCGUAUGUUAGACCUCGAGGACUUCCUCGAUAAACAGAACGAGAAUAGAAACUCGUAUAGCUGCUUGAUCCCAGGCAAAGUGCCAGUUAACAUUACCAUGUAAGCAGGAAUGGUGCCUUAAGGAAUACGGACAUCAGCAGUCGAGCAAGGAUCCCAAAGAUAGCUAGCUCGUUAAGGCGACAACACGCCGAUCGGAGAUCCUUGUCUGACUGGCCUUGAGCGAAUUCAUUUAAGCAUCAUACUCGCCAAUUGCCGUUUGUACGAUGCAGGGGGAAUCAAAGAACACGUCGAUGACACACAUUUACGCUCAUGAAGUUCAUCGUUCGCAGCUCUUCCUAAAGGGUGCGAGACAACAUACCACUUCGGAGGUGGGCGCCAACACACAACAGAUUAUUAGUUUUGAUUCACUUUGAUUUAGCGUGGAUUUGGUGAUGGGGAAAUAUGAAUAUGGUUGUUAUGGCAAAACUCGUAACGCUUUUUAUAAUGCGUUUUCUAAUGCGAAUAAGGAGUAUUGGAGUAUAUGUUGAAACUUA